Molecule: messenger RNA, 1023 nt
Organism: Adineta steineri
Lineage: Eukaryota; Metazoa; Rotifera; Eurotatoria; Adinetida; Adinetidae
Source: the annotation of a GenBank genome assembly
AUGGUUGAAGAAAGAGUAAAAUUAUGUGAUGAAACUAUAUUUCAAUGUUCAAUUUGUUGUAAUAAUAUUAAUGAUCAAAAGAAUGUAUAUGAAAUCGAAUCCUGUCAUUGUCAAUUUUGUAAAGAGUGUGUAUAUCAGUAUUGUACCAGUCAAAUAAAUACAGCAUUGGUACCAAUUAUAUGUCCAAAUGGUGAGUGCAAUAAUCAAUUAUCUUUAAAUGAGCUUAGUAUUCUACUUCCUGAUUCACAAUUUCAACUUUAUAAUAAACUUUUACUUGAUCAUGAAGUAACAAAUGAUCCUCAUCGUCUUUUUUGUCCACAUGUUGAUUGUGGUCAUAUAUUGUCGAUAGCUGAUGAAAGAAAAACUCGGAAAGAAUAUCCGAUGACUUGUACAAAAUGUCAAACAACAUUUUGUUUAAAAUGUCGUUCACAAUGGCAUCCAAAUAAACAUUGUUCCGAUUUACUUACACCAUAUGAAAUGGAGCCUGAUUCAAAUAUAAAACGUUGUCCACGAUGUCGUUUUCCAUUAGAAUGGAUUGCGGGUUGUGCACAAAUUAUGUGUGUUAAUUGUAAACAUAUUUUCUGUUGGUAUUGUUUAAAAUCACUUGAUAAUGAUUUUUUCCUAUUACAUUUUGAACGUGGACCUUGUCGAAAUCGACUUGGCCAUUCUCGUGCGUCCUUAUUUUUUCAUCGUCUUACUAUUGUUGGUAUUUUUAUUGGCUUAACUCUUUUAUUUCUCAUAACUAUUCCAUUUCUUAUCAUAACUGCACCAUGUUUAUUAUGUUGCCGUUAUAAACAAAUCAAAAAUCGUUUGAAAAAUUUAACGAAAUUAGGACAACGUUUUCAACAACAACAGUAUACACCAACGACUCAUCCAUCACCUUCAUCAUCAUUAAAUCAAUUAAAUAGUUCAUCAUUAAUUGAUAUCGAGCAAGAAUCAAGAACAGUUCUCAAAAGUCCAUUAUUAUCUUCACCAUCGUUAACAACUAUCGAUAAAACGAAAUCGGAUUUACCAUCCGUCUGA